GGGCUAUAUAUACAGCCAGGUCUCCCGCGGUGCUCCAACUGCAAGCGCGGGCGUCCCGGCACGUUGCAUUUCGCGGCAGAGGCAACAGAUAGGGGAGACGAUGAGGGAUCUGGAGGAGUUCCGGGGCUCGUCGGCGGGGCCGCCGCGGAACAAUGGCGGCGGCGGCAGCGGGGGGUCGUCGGCGGUGACCACGCCGUCGUGGUGGGCGGGCGACCCGGAGGCCAAGCGCCGGCGGAGGGUGGCCGCCUACAAGGCCUACGCCGUGGAGGCCAGGGUCAAGGCGUCGCUCCGCCGCGGCCUCCGCUGGAUCAAGGACCGCUGCACCGGCAUCGUCCACCACCGCCGGUGACCGGCCGGGAAGAGCGAUCGUUGGCAUAUCGUGGCGUGUGCUUUGACCGCCUCGCCAUCUUGAUGUUCAUAAUAUUUCUGUUUUCUCCUCUCUUUUUUUCCUCCUCUUCCUCGUGAAAAAGUUGCCUUCGUUUCUAAUUAAUUUUGUUCUUAUGAAAGGAAAUCAUUCCAAUAACUCGAGUUUUUCCUCGAUGACGAUCAUUGUCAUGUGGGGCACGUCUUACAGACGUGGGCCGCGCGGCCAGGAGCAGCCGACGGCCGCAUCAGGCAAGGCGCAGGCUGGACAGGAGUCCUGAUCCGGGCACAUUAGUUCCUAGACUAGUUUAUUUCGUAUAGGUUUCUAGUUUGUUAUUAGCCCAUGGGGCCUUUAUAUAUCAGAUAGUUAGCACCCUUUAGGGAUAAGCAAUAAAGUUAUUUCCUUCUA
Triticum aestivum (bread wheat) is the source of this 772-nucleotide messenger RNA. RefSeq lists its product as uncharacterized. The record is from RefSeq and is a predicted model, not a curated record. The transcript has a single exon. Bases 101 to 349 code for a protein of 82 amino acids. NCBI's taxonomy places the organism in Eukaryota, Viridiplantae, Streptophyta, Magnoliopsida, Poales, Poaceae.